AUGGAAGGCCUAGUGGAUCCAGAGACGAUCUACAUGAAGCAGAGCUGCAUCGGCGGCGGGAGCUUCGGACGAGUCUAUAAAGGCGUUGAUAAGCGUACCGGUGCCUCUGUUGCUAUCAAGAUCAUCGAUGUCGAGAAUGCCGAAGAUGAGGUGGAAGAUAUCAUCCAAGAAAUUGCCAUCUUGUCGGAACUCAAUUCUCCUUAUGUCACUCGAUACCAUGGUUCCUUCUUGAAGGGAUCCAGUCUAUGGAUCAUCAUGGAGUUCUGUUCCGGUGGCAGUUGCUCCGACUUGAUGCGUCCGGGAACCAUCCCAGAGGAGUAUAUCAUGAUCAUCAUAAGAGAGCUACUCAGAGGGCUGGACUAUCUACAUAGCGAUAAGAAGCUGCACCGGGAUGUCAAAGCUGCAAACAUCCUGCUUACCUCGAACGGCCAAGUGAAAUUGGCUGAUUUUGGAGUUUCCAGUCAACUGUCAGCCACAAUGACUAAAAAGAAUACUUUCGUGGGUACCCCAUUUUGGAUGGCCCCGGAGGUGAUCAAGCAAUCCGGAUACGACUACAAGGCCGAUAUCUGGUCUCUCGGAAUCACUGCAAUUGAACUGGCCAACGGAGAGCCUCCUUACUCGGACAUCCACCCCAUGAAGGUGUUAUUCUUGAUUCCCAAGAACCCCCCACCUGUCUUGCAAGGCGAUUAUAGUAAAGCGUUCAAAAACUUUGUGGAACUUUGUUUGAGACGAGAUCCCAGGGAGCGGCCAUCCGCCAGAGAGCUGCUCGAGCAUCCGUUCAUUAAGAGAGCAAAGAAGACGACCUACCUGACCGAGCUAAUUGAACGCUACGAGCGCUGGAACGCCAUCCAUGGUAAUAGGGGGGCUGAUGAUGAAGACAUUCAGGAGCCUCCACCCAAGACGCCUUCCCCUGAGGAAGAAGACGAUUUGUGGGACUUUGGCACCGUGCGGCCGGCAGGGAGAGCACCCCCUCUCAAGGCGAUGAAAGAAGCGGACAUGAACGCGAGAAGCCAUGAAGCCAAUGAGUGGAACAUGAAAGACGAGCACCGUCGGGACAUUUUACGACCAAAGAGCAAUAUGCCUCCUACACCCCUGCAGACGAAAAACGUGCCUAGCGCUAUGCCCAAGCCUCUGUCGCCCACCAAGGUUCCCUUGCCACCUUCACCUAUCAAACAAUCAUCGGAUGUCCCACCUCAGACACCUUCACACCUACAACAGCCAGUCUCACGUCAGCCAAAAGGGAGUCCUGGUAGUGACUAUGACAGAGCUCUGCAACAAGCUUUGGCUGAGGAUCUGAGCUUCCUCCAGCUUGAUCGCUCCCCAGGGCCUUCGACAGCUUUCUCGCAAGGGCGGGGUGCUCCCCCAGGUUUACAAGGAUAUCAGAAGGCUCCGCAGUCACACCUGCCGGAGGUUCCAUCGUAUCAAGGACGCCUGCCAGAUCCACCGGCCUCAAACCUCGCGAACCAGAACGUUAGACCUGCCAAAGAAGCAUAUCCACAGCGUCCAAUAUACGCACAGCCACAAACACGGCUCCCUCCAGCACCAAAGCAUAUGUCACCGCCAUCUCAGCCCCAACGGCCGCAGCAAGCGUUGCCACAUGGCCCUCGACCUUCAUCCAUGAGGCCCGAUCCUCUCCAGCUCAAUACCACAACCGAUGCGGCCCUCGAUGACAGAGCACGGGAGCGGGAGGCGAUCCAGGGCCAGACCCAGACGCCCCCUUCGAACGAGAUCACAGCUCUAAAUAGCGUGAUACUACCUGCUCUCAAAGCGGCCAUUCGUCGCCGGACGCGGCGCUUGGAGCUCAUUUCACCUAACGCAACGAGGGAUGCUAACGGCAACAUUAGCGAAUAUCAAACACGUGAGGAGUAUGUCCAUGGAAUGAUGGAAAACCUGGUGGGCGAUAUCUACGGCAUGUUUACGAAGCUUGAACGCUGGGACAACGAGGCACCCGUGGGAAUGGGCGCUCAAGUGACCUCGUUCUUAGAGGGAUUUCUAGAAGAGAUCCUUGUCCGAGUUGAGCCUUCUGACUCAGAUUCGAACCCAGGCAGGGCUUAA
Messenger RNA from Aspergillus welwitschiae, 2055 nucleotides. Its product is annotated as putative Ste20-like serine/threonine protein kinase. Gene Ontology annotation, molecular function: protein kinase activity; ATP binding. Gene Ontology annotation, biological process: protein phosphorylation. Lineage: Eukaryota; Fungi; Ascomycota; Eurotiomycetes; Eurotiales; Aspergillaceae. The coding region runs from base 1 to 2055 and encodes 684 amino acids. The transcript is spliced from 4 exons. The record is from RefSeq and is a predicted model, not a curated record.